Messenger RNA from Zerene cesonia (dogface butterfly), 2485 nucleotides. It is a transcript of the gene AdipoR, whose product is annotated as adiponectin receptor protein. NCBI's taxonomy places the organism in Eukaryota, Metazoa, Arthropoda, Insecta, Lepidoptera, Pieridae. Bases 357 to 1517 code for a protein of 386 amino acids. Gene Ontology annotation, molecular function: signaling receptor activity. The transcript has a single exon. The record is from RefSeq and is a predicted model, not a curated record. Gene Ontology annotation, biological process: adiponectin-activated signaling pathway. Gene Ontology annotation, cellular component: plasma membrane.
AACUUGGCAGCAGGCAGUUCUUCGACACUCGACAGUUCUACAGCGAUACUCGACAGUCCUUUGCAGCUGUUCUAAAUUGGUUGUUGCUUAUCUUUGUAUCGCAUUUUAUUGUCUUUGGUUAUUUUACUCGUGGCUCACUGUUUUCUACGAAAUAAUUUCAGUGAAUUAUUUCAAUACAAAACAUUUUUAUGGAAAUAAAGGACUCUGGAAGCAAAAGUGAUUUCUAUUUCGUGACGUAAUUGGAUCACACAAAUUGUGAACGUGAAACACAAGUACAUAAUUGUUCAUAUGCCAUAAAAAGAGUGUGUGCGAAUGGUGUACGUUUUACCCUAAGCCCGUGUAGUUCACAUAUCAAAAUGUGGGAAGUGGAUUCUGACACGGGAUCUCAAAGUGCGUCGUCGGAUGGAAUUCGGCGGAGGCAAGGAUGGGAUCCCGAGGCCGAGAGUCUUGCUUCUCAAAUAGACGAACUCGACGAAGUCCUAGCUGAGGAAGAGGAGGGAUGUCCUCUACCAUCAACUCCCGAAGAUCAACAUUUGCUCGAUGCGGAAAUGGCUGAAGUGUUGAAAGCUGGCGUUUUGUCCGAUGAAAUAGACCUUGGAGCGCUCGCCCAUAACGCUGCGGAACAAGCCGAGGAAUUCGUUCGCAAAGUAUGGGAGGCGUCGUGGAAUGUAUGCCACUUCAGACACCUGCCGCGUUGGCUGCAAGACAAUGAUUAUCUACACAAAGGACACAGACCACCGCUACCCUCUUUCAGCGCGUGUUUCGCUUCGAUUUUCCGAAUUCAUACUGAAACUGGCAAUAUUUGGACCCAUUUGCUCGGAUGCAUUGCUUUCAUCGGCGUCGCAAUAUAUUUCGUCACACGGCCUUCAAUCGAGAUUCAAAUGCAAGAAAAGAUGAUAUUUGGUGUGUUUUUCAUUGGCGCCAUAGUAUGUCUAGGUUUUUCAUUUGCUUAUCACACAUUGUACUGUCAUUCAGAGAUGGUUGGAAAGUUGUUCUCUAAGCUGGAUUACUGUGGAAUAGCACUGCUUAUAAUGGGCUCAUUUGUCCCUUGGCUGUACUACAGCUUUUACUGCCAUUACAGGCCCAAAAUAAUUUAUUUAUCUGUUGUAGUGGUAUUAGGUAUACUAUCGAUUAUAGUAUCACUCUGGGAUAGAUUUUCUGAACCCCGUCUGAGGCCACUUAGAGCUGGAGUGUUCAUGGGUUUCGGCCUCUCUGGUGUAGUUCCUGCAAUACAUUAUGGCAUCACAGAAGGAUGGUUAAGCCAAGUCAGCAAGGCAUCCUUGGGCUGGCUGGUUCUAAUGGGCCUGCUAUACAUCUUGGGAGCAAUGUUCUAUGCCCUCCGUGUUCCUGAACGCUGGUUCCCAGGAAAGUGUGACAUCUGGUUCCAAUCACACCAGAUCUUCCAUGUGCUUGUGAUUGUCGCCGCCUUUGUCCACUACCAUGGUAUCAGUGAACUCGCUUCAUAUCGAGUGACUGUUGGAGAGUGUUCAAUGCCCCAAUCUUCAAUUGCAUUCUAGCCCGACCCUGUACCAAAUGUGAUAGUAGACCAUAGAUAAAUUUAAGAAGUUAAACACAAAUUUUCAAUAGUUUCACUGUAUAUUUUUCACAAUUGUUUUUAACACAUUUUUACCUAGGUUUUUUACAAAAUGAACAAAAAAAAAAACAAAUUUGCAGUGAGGCUGUUUGUGCAAUACUAAAUGUCAAUUUGUAUUGUCGGAUUUUGCAUGUUGAGGGUUGAUGACAUAGUUAAUUUUGUAUUUCUAAUAUUUAUUUCUCCUUUAGACUGGUUAGUUUUUAUUAGAUUCUUUAUAAAACUGUAAUGAAAACAGCACAUACUAAUUUGAGUACUCUCUUAUUCUUAACACAAUACACUUCAUUUAAAAAUUUCUAAAUAAUUGUUUUUGAUAUCUUACGUACUUAAUUUAUUAUAUGUUCCUUGCACUAAUUAGAAUAAUUUUGUGGUAGUUAGUAGUUGAUGACCACAUGUGACCUGUAUUCUUUCCGUAUUGUGAAGAGAACUUCACAGUUUAUUUUUUUAUAUCCAAGUUCAUACCCUAUUUACUUAUAUUAUUCAUUACUAUUUAUUUAUGACCUUAAACAGCUUUUUUAGAAUCUCUUUAUAUGUAUGCAACAAUGUUUUGAUAGUGUUUAUUUUUCAACAGAACUUACUGUAUGUAAAAGCAAUGAUAAUUCUGUGUUAUUAUUUCAUUCAGAAACAUUCCAUAUUACUUGAGAUUAUUUAUCUAACUCCAUUUAAUCAAAUUAAUGAACAUUUUCAAAUUGCAUAUGUGGUCUAUGCUAGGUGUAAUUAAAUAAAAAAUAUUCUAAAUCGUUGUAAGUGUUCAUGAAUAUAAAGAUUUUAUGAAAAGAAAAUGAAGAAAAAAAGGUGGUGUAGAUUAAAAUUAUUGAGCUCUGUUCUCGUAAAAGUACAUUAUCAUAGGUAUAUUGGGAAAAAUUAAGGAAAAAAGUAUUUUAAUUACUAAAA